AUGGCUCCUUCCGUGAUCAACGACAAUGGCUGCCGGUUCCGCUCUGGCAGUGGCACUGGCACUGCUUCCUUCAGAAGCAAGCCGAGCCGUGGCUCUGGGAGCAUGAACACUGCUGCGGCUGCCCUGCUGGUGAUGCUGCUGGGGGUGUCGAAUUUGCCGCUGAGUGUGCUCGCCGAGAAUAAGCCGCUUCCCUGCACGUACUCCAACAUCAAGGGUUACACCUCGUCCGUGCGUCCUUUCAAAGGGCUGCGCCUGAACUGGAAGGUGGUGGGAAGCACGGUGAAGUUUGACCUGCGUGCGACUGGCCCCGCCAGCAAGGGCUGGUUCAGCGUCGGCUUUUCCACCGAUGGGGAGAUGACAGGCGAUGCCAUCACCGUCACCUCUAGCACUGCCACGUCAGCAACGAUCCAUGCGCUCACGGGCGAGAGCGGCGCCAGCGUGGCGGAGAGCACUGAUUGGACGCCGGCCAAACUGGAGAUCAAGAGGAAGGGUGGUGGUGCUUCUCUCAAGUUCGAGCGGUCUGCGAGUGAUGGCAGCCCUGUGACCUUCAACCCCAAGGGCAAGAACAUUCUCAUGUUUGCAUACAAGGACUCGGCGUUUGACACUAACAACAUGCAUGACGAGGAGUAA
Messenger RNA from Closterium sp. Naga37s-1, 630 nucleotides. Lineage: Eukaryota; Viridiplantae; Streptophyta; Zygnematophyceae; Desmidiales; Closteriaceae. The record is from the annotation of a GenBank genome assembly.